This is a messenger RNA of Xiphias gladius (swordfish), 3788 nucleotides long. RefSeq names its product voltage-dependent T-type calcium channel subunit alpha-1H-like. Gene Ontology annotation, molecular function: low voltage-gated calcium channel activity; voltage-gated sodium channel activity. The coding region runs from base 1 to 3696 and encodes 1231 amino acids. The record is from RefSeq and is a predicted model, not a curated record. Gene Ontology annotation, cellular component: voltage-gated sodium channel complex; plasma membrane; voltage-gated calcium channel complex. NCBI's taxonomy places the organism in Eukaryota, Metazoa, Chordata, Actinopteri, Istiophoriformes, Xiphiidae. The transcript is spliced from 30 exons. Gene Ontology annotation, biological process: calcium ion transmembrane transport; membrane depolarization during action potential; sodium ion transmembrane transport.
AUGUCUUCAUCAUCUUUGGAGAUCUAUCAUGUGCUCAGACCAAUGCGACUCAUCGGCAGAGUCCCAAGUAUGAGAGAGCUGGUGAAAAUACUCCUAGACACCUUGCCGAUGCUUGCAAACGUUCUCAUUCUCUACAUCUUUGUCGUGCAAAUUUUUGGCAUUGUGGGAGUUCAGCUUUGGGCAGGGCAGCUGCGCAACCGCUGCUUCCUCGGAGGGGACAUCCCCAAAAUGUACAACGUGUCCUUAAGUCCAUACUUCAGGUCCAAGUACGGUGAAAAAGGCCCAUUUAUUUGUUCGAAUGAUAACGAGAACGGGUUGCGGCGCUGCCAUGAUGUGCCACCGUACAGAAAGGAUGGGGAAACCUGCUCAUUGGCUGCUCCCAGCCACGGUUCAGCUGGGGCCAGGCCUAAUGCCUGCGUAAACUGGAACUUGUACUACAAUGUCUGUCGUGCUGGGGACCACAACCCUCACAUGGGAGCCAUCAAUUUUGAUAACAUCGGCUAUGCCUUGAUAGCCAUAUUCCAGGUUGUCACACUAGAAGGAUGGACAGAUAUCAUGUUUUAUGUUAUGGAUGCUCAUUCCUUCUGGAGCUUUGUAUUUUUUAUACUCGUCACAACCAUGGGCUCCUUCAUCAUGAUGAACGUGUGCGCAGUAGUCAUCGCCACACAGUUCGCGGAGAACAUGAAAAGGAAGACAGGAGAGCGGCGUGCUGGCGCUAUCACACAGAUCUGUAACAAGAUAACCUGCUGGCUGGGGAGGAUCUCCCGUAGAAGAAUCAGACAUCGUAACAGGGUGCACACCGGUGGCAUGGGGAACAGGAGUAAUACCACACUGAAGGAGGUCUGGAUGCCAUUCAAGGGAAAGCUUGAGAGGAUGGUCAACAGCAAACUCUUUGACUGGGUGAUCAUGUUUGCUGUUUUCCUCAGUAUUCUCACCAUUGCCAUAGAACACUAUGAGCAGCCUAAGGAGUUGGCACAAAUGUUACAGAUCAGUAACGUCAUCUUCGCCUUUAUAUUUACCGUGGAGAUGGCCUUAAAGCUGCUGGCUCUCGAGUGGGAAUACUUCAGGGACCGAAACAACAUCUUUGACUUUGUCAUCGUUAUCAUCAGUUUGUGGGAGAUAAUUGCUAAAACUGAUGGCAGGUUGUCAGUUCUGCGCGCGCUUCGUCUUCUGCGGUUUGUGCGGCUGGUGCACUUCCUCCCUUGCCUGAAGAGACAACUGCUAGUGCUGAAUAAGACCAUGGAAGAGGCAGCCCCGCUCUGCAGGCUAAUGCUGUUUGUCACUUUAAUUUUUAGUGUUUUGGGUAUGUGCCUGUUUGGUGGUAAAUUUAGCUUCAUGACACUGAAUGGACACAAAAUUGAUGACCGCAAAAACUUUGAUUCCCUACUGUGGUCCAUGGUCACUGUGUUCCAGAUUCUGACUGAGGAGGACUGGAAUCUGGUGUUAUAUAAUGCCAUGGCUGCCACCUCUCCAUGGGCCGCUCUCUAUUUUGUUGCCAUAAUUGUGUUAGGAAAACAUGUUCUUCUCAACGUACUUGUAGGCAUAGUAAUUGAGAGCUUCCAGGCCAGGCACUCCUCAAGUUCAGAUAAAGACUCCACCAGCUCCACUCCACCCAGCCAGGCUCCUGAUUGUGACUCUUCACUGACAGAAAACAACAAGACAAACGGCUCUUCAAGACCCAAUCAAAACUGGCCUCUCUUUCCAUGUGGGACCAGUAGACCCACUGUGAUUAACUCUGCACCUACAGAUGCCAUCAAGGACAAUAGAUCUUUGAACUUGAUCCAGAAAGUGCUGCGCUGGUGCGAGGAGCAUGGAGAUUGGUCAUUCUAUAUGUUGUCUCCACAGAACAGGUUCCGUAUCUUUUGCCAACAUGUGGUCUCUCACAAGAUGUUCGACCAUAUGAUUCUGCUCUUUAUUCUCCUGAGCUGUGUCCCCAUCGCUAUGGAGAGGCCUGGAAUAGACCCUAAAAGCACAGAGCGAUGGAUCUUGAAUACGUCCCGUUAUGCAUUCUCUGCUGUCUUCCUGGUAGAGAUGCUUUUUAAGGUUCUAGCUCUUGGUUUGCUGUUUGGGAAGCACAGCUACUGUCGGUCCUCCUGGAAUGUCAUGGAUGGUGUGUUGGUGAUUCUGUCUUUAGUCCACAUCUUUGUCUCUCUGGCCAGUACGGGCAAAAACAACAUGCUGGGAAUCCUCAAAGUUUUACGCCUGCUACGCACACUUCGCCCCCUGAGGGUAAUCAAGCGAGCCCCAAAACUGAAGCUGGCCGUGGAAGCUCUCAUCGCCUCGGUUAAACCCAUCGGGAACAUUGUUCUCACUUGCUGCGCCUUCUUCUUUUUCUAUGGCAUCCUUGGGGUGCAGUUGUUCAAAGGGAAGUUCUACUACUGUGUGGGUCAGGACACAAGAAAAAUCACCAGCAAGACUGACUGUGUGUCAGCCAACUAUCAAUGGAUACGAAAGGAGUUCAACUUUGACAGCCUGCCUCAGGCUCUGAUGGCCUUGUUUGUAAUGUACUCAAAGGAUGGCUGGGUCAACCUCAUGUAUGAUGGGCUGGAUGCUGUGGGAGUAGACAAACAGCCUGUGAGAAACCACAAUGAAUGGAUGCUUCUUUUCUUCAUUUCCUUCAUGAUUAUGAGCUUCUUUCUCCUCGACAUGUUCAUUGGUGUGAUGGUGGAGACCUUCCACCAGUGUCAGCAGGAGCAAAAAAGACGGGAUGAAGGAGAAGAGGGAGGAGGGUUAUUGCAAGACCAAUGCAGGGAGUCUGAGGAGAAGCCAUAUUACUCAUACUACUCCCCCAUGCGUCGGUCUAUCCACACUCUGUGUAACAGCAGCUUCCUGGACAUUUUCAUGACUGUCAUAAUUGUCAUCAGUGUCUUGAUGAUGGCUUUCGAGCAUUAUAAUCAACCUCUGUAUAUAGAGCAGCUUACAGAGUACUCCUACUACAUGUUCACCGCCAUCCUGAUCAUCGAAGUCCUUCUGAAGCUGGUGGCAUUUGGCGUACUUAGGUUCAUAAAAACCGGAUGGAAUGUGGUGGACGUCAUUGUAGUCUUGGUUUCCAUCAUCAGUAUCAUUUUCAACGAGAUGAAAAUGGCAGAUGCAAUUCCCUUUAAUCCCAGCAUCCUGACUGUGUGUAGAGUACUCAGACUAGCACAAGUGCUGAAGGCCAAAAACAUACGAGUUCUCCUGAAAACCAUUAUCAAGACGCUAUCGCAGGUUGGAAAUAUUUGUCUGCUCUUCAUGUUCUUCUUUUUCAUCUACGCUGCGCUGGGAGUGGAGCUCUUUGGCAAGCUAGAAUGCACCGACGAUUACCCAUGCCUGGGUUUACAUCGGUACAACAACUUCAGGAAUUUUGGGAUGGCCCUGCUCACGCUCUACCAAGUGUGCACCGGAGACAACUGGAGCAUGAUUCUGAAAGACACAUUGAGGGAGUGUCGCCCUGAUGAUGAUGGCUGUUUGAGCUACCUGUCCUGGGCGUCUCCAAUUUUCUUCACCACCUUUGUGGUCAUGGCCCAGUUUGUGCUUGUAAACCUGGUGGUGGCAGCGAUCAUGCAAGCUCUGGAGGACAGCAACGAGAACAACCCUACUAACUUCUGUCUCCCCCUGGAGGAGGUAGUGCAGGACACUCAGCAGGCCCUGCCGUCGCCAGCGGAGAGUGUCGUAUCCGGCUCGGGCCAUAUCAACACAGAGGGAUCCUCAGAGUGAUGACACACACAGACAUGACUUUGUUGUUUUAAGUAGUAAUAUAUUUAUUUGUAAAUUUGUUUUGUUGCUACAUGUUCCUCCUGAUGGCUGUU